CUAUCAUAAGCAUUGUAUACUACACCCUGAAAACAUACUUUUCUUAUGUUUCUUUACAAUGCGCAUAACCCACUUUCCAGGUGACAAAACUGGUUCAUAAACUCGACCCACUGUUCAUAUAAAGCUUCAUUUGUGAUUCGAUUUCACUCUAUAUGAUUCGAUUUCACUCUAUAUGAUUCGAUUUCACUCUAUAGGGAAACAAACAUCUCAUUUAUGGAAGAAAAAAAACAAAAAAAACACUAAUCUUCAUUCUUAUGGGAAUUUUUUUCAUGAUAUCCAAAGCAUCAGUCGAAACAUGGAAAUUAUUUAUUGAAUUUAAAAAUUGAUCUCAAAAAAAUACUAAAUUACGAUUUGAAUGCUUUUGUUUGUUUUGGAGGAUAAAGAAUCAAAUAUGUUGCCCUUAACGAAAACUUGCAUUAUGUUUUGUGCCAUGAUUUCGUCGCUGCAGUCAUUUAGAACAGGCAUGGCAAACGCAUCAGAAAAUUCUAAUCAAUCCUAUUUCGAGAAAAGAAAAACUGCACUGAAAAACAUGAAAGUUACUUUCAUAAAAAGACCGAAAAAUUCAAAGAUUCCCAAAGACUAUUAUGAAAAUCCACAACCAUACGAACAUAACUUUAAAAAAAUUAUUAACGAACCAGAUAUUUGUUCUAAAGAAGAAAAAAUACUUCUCCUAUAUGCUGUUCGAUCUGUCUACUACAAUUUUGCUCGACGUCAAAUACAUAGGGACAAUAUUCGCUAUAUUCCAAAUGACAUACGCUCCACACAUACAAUUGUUAAACAGGUUUUCCUAAUGGGUACAACAAACAAUUCUACAAUACAAUCCCUUGUUCAGAAGGAAAGUGAAAAAUACCGGGACAUCAUCCAAGAAGAUUUUUUAGAGUCGUAUGCAAAUCUUUCACUAAAAGGAAUAAUGGCGUGGAAAUGGAGCGUGGAAUUCUGUAGCAACGCCGAAUAUGUCAUUGUUAUGAAUGAUGAGCUUUUCGUAGAUCAAUACAAAUUGAUGCAUUAUCUCCAUUAUCAUAUGACUCUUGAUGGACAUGACAACCGUUUUACAAUAUGUUUUCGUAAAAGUGGUGCAACAAACAGACGCUUAUUCUUACGUAGAAACAUAAACAUGUCAAUGUUUUAUAAAGGUAAUCAUUAUCCGUAUUUUUGUGACGGAGUUGGUUACGUGGCACAUAUUAAUUUCAUUAAUAAACUGUACAUUGCCUCUUUAAGCAAUCAUGUUUUUAUGCCCGAUGGUGUUUGGAACGGACUACUUGCAGAAAAACUAAAUACAUCAUUACAAACAGAAAGUUAUUUGUAUGCAUAUUACAAUGUAAUAGAACGAUUUUCUCACCCAUUAUAUCAAUUUUCUCUACUUAUGUUUGGUGUUACAGAUCAUAAACUAACUAACUAUUAUGCACUGCAAAUCUUAAAAAAUAUAUCUCAUACUGUGAAAAUUCGAAGAACACAAUACCGUUAUAAAAUGUCUGAAACUUUCUUGAUGGAAGAUGUUCCAAUUAAAAUAAAUUACCCGAGUUAUAUUAGAAAAAGGGAUACAGAAAAUUUGGAAUUAUGCAAAAAUAACUUGAACAGUCUGUUUAAAAAUACAUAUGAAUAUGGAAUUUGGAAAAGCUUGAUUUUCUUUUGUGUUUUUUUCAUUUUAUUCACAAGAUAUAAAACCUAGAGCGCAGCUUUUAUUUAAAAAUACAAUAAUAUGUGUUGUUGUUGGUAUGUAUUUAAUUAUAUAUGUGGUCUUCUUCGCUAUAUGACUCAAGACCACCGAUACACUGGAGUACGUUACUGGUCAUCAAAGCAUAAUUGUCGAGAUUUAAAAGUCCACCUACAACGCACAGCAAGUUCGUAUGGCUUUACCAUGUUCUUGAUAGGAAUUCACAAAAAAAUAAUAAUGGUCUUCAGGAAAUUGUCAAGAAAAAUCUACUUAUAACGAGAAAAAUUGAUUCCCACGGUAUUUUGAGAAGAUUCGAAAGUUCUGAAUUCGAGACUUUAUAAAUUCAGUCAGUUUGAGUGUGAUUAUACUGGUAGAUGCAAAUCAAUUAAACAAAUUCUAUGACAUUAUAUAAUCAAAUAAAAUGUGGAAAAGAAA
This is a messenger RNA of Octopus sinensis (East Asian common octopus), 2089 nucleotides long. RefSeq names its product beta-1,3-galactosyltransferase 2-like. NCBI's taxonomy places the organism in Eukaryota, Metazoa, Mollusca, Cephalopoda, Octopoda, Octopodidae. Gene Ontology annotation, molecular function: hexosyltransferase activity. Gene Ontology annotation, cellular component: membrane. The transcript is spliced from 3 exons. The record is from RefSeq and is a predicted model, not a curated record. The coding region runs from base 356 to 1669 and encodes 437 amino acids.